Messenger RNA from Rhinopithecus roxellana (golden snub-nosed monkey), 2212 nucleotides. It is a transcript of the gene FITM1, whose product is annotated as fat storage inducing transmembrane protein 1. NCBI's taxonomy places the organism in Eukaryota, Metazoa, Chordata, Mammalia, Primates, Cercopithecidae. Gene Ontology annotation, biological process: phospholipid biosynthetic process; lipid storage; lipid droplet organization. The record is from RefSeq and is a predicted model, not a curated record. Gene Ontology annotation, cellular component: endoplasmic reticulum membrane. The transcript is spliced from 2 exons. Bases 1089 to 2186 code for a protein of 365 amino acids.
UCAGGCGAUCUACCUGCCUCAGCUUCCCAAAGUGCUGGGAUUAUAGGUGUGAGCCACCACGCCCGGCCUAGUUCAAAAUUCUUUUGUAGGGUUCAUUGAAGGUCACUAUUCCAAGGUAUGGGCUUUAGGAUCUGGAAAGAAUCUAAUUGAUUAUCCAAUCUGUCUUGACCAAUUUAUAAAGGAAAUUGAUUUACUGAGGACUGAAGAGGGUUCAUUGGUUUUCCUGAAGUCACACAGUUGGGUCCAGAAUUCGGGUGUCCUUGCUUGCUCAUUCCUUUCACUACUUCCGCUGUGCUCUGAAAUCCCACCACUGGUUUUGAGGAAUGAGGAAGAAAGAAAAAGUGAUCUCGAAAUAGUUACUGACUAACAGGCACUCUCUGUGGGUAGGUGGCUCUCUACCCUGCUGCUGCCGCCUCAGCAGUCAGACUGGGAGGGCAGGCUUGCAUGGAGAGCCCUGAAGUCCAGGCUAGUUGGUUGGAGGAUGGAACUUAAGGUUUCAACUGACUCCUGUCUGGCAAUUGCCCUUUUAGGGUCUCCUCUACCCCUGUCACCUGGGAGUAAACCUAAUCUUUAGAGAUCUGAGGGUCAACGUAAUCAACAGAUAAAACCGCCAGUUUACACAGCAGCCCUGGGCCAAACUAGUCCCUUAGAGACCCUCAAUCCAGACAGGAACUAGGGCAGAGCCAAGCUGCUGGGGUCAUAGAGCGCUGAAGUGGAUACCCCUGCUGAUCUGCCUCCCAAGGCCUAAGGUGGCCACAGUGCUGUGCACAGCCACCUGUGGCAUCCUGCUGUUGGUAGGCUCUUGUGCUCAGAACCCCAGAAAAAGGGCUAGAUCAUACUGAUGAUAAGACUGAUAGCUUUUUUUAAAAAACGACUUUCAAGGUUUGGUUAGUUUUAUCUUCAUGACCUCUGAUUUCCCUGUGGAGCAAAUGGUAAAGUAGGGGUGGGUGGAGAGGGACUUUGGCAGACCCUGGCAGACUGUGGACAAGGACAGCCCUGAACAGCUGGCCCUGAGACAUGAACUGGAACAUGGUUGGAGCCGAGGACACAGGACUAACAGGAAAGGACACAGACUGCUGUUAGGACACAUGCUACCACACACCCGAGGCCAGGACCCUGCUGACGUGGCAGACCUCCACCCUGGCCCCUUACUGCCCCCCGCCCCUCUCCCCCGCCUGCCAGCUGCCAACAGGGCUCUGCGUUGUGUCUGCCACACCUGUCACUGCCUAUCCUUGUCCGGGGGGGGCCCCAUCAGCCCCUCCUCAGCUGCCCAGCAGAGCAAGCAGCUAGUGGGGAGGGGAGGGAACAUGGAGCGGGGGCCGGUGGUGGGGGCAGGGCUGGGGGCCGGGGCCCGAAUCCGGGCACUGCUGGGCUGCCUGGUCAAGGUGCUUCUCUGGGUGGCCUCUGCCUUGCUGUACUUUGGAAGCGAACAGGCCGCCCGCCUUCUGGGCAGCCCCUGCUUACGGCGCCUCUACCAUGCCUGGCUGGCAGCAGUGGUCAUCUUUGGGCCCCUUCUGCAGUUCCAUGUCAACCCUCGGACUAUCUUCGCCAGCCACGGCAACUUCUUCAACAUAAAAUUUGUGAAUUCAGCCUGGGGCUGGACAUGCACCUUCCUAGGGGGCUUUGUGUUGCUGGUGGUGUUCCUGGCUACACGGCGCGUGGCAAUAACUGCCAGACACCUGAGCCGACUGGUGGUGGGAGCAGCCGUGUGGCGGGGAGCCGGCCGAGCCUUCCUGCUCAUCGAGGACCUGACUGGCUCCUGCUUCGAGCCACUGCCCCAGGGUCUGCUGCUCCACGAGCUGCCUGACCGCCGCAGCUGCCUGGCGGCCGGCCACCAGUGGCGGGGCUACACAGUCUCCUCCCACACCUUCCUGCUCACCUUCUGCUGUCUGCUUAUGGCAGAGGAAGCAGCUGUGUUCGCCAAGUACCUGGCCCAUGGGCUGCCUGCUGGCGCCCCCCUGCGCCUUGUCUUCCUGCUGAACGUGCUGCUACUGGGCCUCUGGAACUUCUUGCUGCUCUGUACUGUCAUCUAUUUCCACCAGUACACUCACAAGGUGGUGGGUGCCGCAGUGGGCACCUUCGCCUGGUACCUCACCUAUGGCAGCUGGUAUCAUCAGCCGUGGUCUCCAGGGAGUCCAGGCCAUGGGCUCUUCCCCCGUCCCCACUCCAGCCGCAAGCAUAACUGAAAGAAAUAAAAGCCAUCGGGCCUGGC